UAAAGUUCCAUUCCCAAAAUUUGACUCACCCCACUACUCCUCAUCACAAUCAACAUCACCAAUUUCUGCUUGUUUUCCUCCUUUUUUUAAAGAAAAGAAAAAUUCUUCACUUUUAAAGAUCAAGAAAUAGGACUCCCUAUAUCUUUCAAAAUGGGAUUCACAGACUUUGUCAAUGAUGCUGGUCUUACCAGUAAGCUUCCUCCCCCGCCAUGAUAGACAUAGUCUCUAUCAAAAGAAUUUUGGAAACCGCAGAAAUUGACAUUACUUAGUACUCAACGGUUGGUUAGAGACUCGUUCAUACAUCGUUGGGUAUGUAUUUCUAUUUGUUCCCGACUUUUAUCCAUUUUCAUUCCUCUCUGCGAGACAAUAUCUGCGAUGUGUCUAUUUGCGCAUUAGUACCCCUCCUCGAACAAUCUCCAAUAUGAUGAGCAACAUUGGUCCGUGUUACUGAGCGGCCUCAAGAACCGCGUUAUGGCGAUAUACCAAGCACUUUGUGCAUCUCUGAUUCCUCUAUUUUCACUACAAUCAAUUGUUUUUCACAUGAUAGGAAGAAAACUAACCAGAAAUCAUAGAUAUUCCCCAAGUCAAGCUGAUGUCGCCGUCUUCAAGGCUCAGUCAUCCGCCCCAGAUGCCGCAAAAUUCCCUCACGCUGCUAGAUGGUACAAGCACAUCAACACCUGGACCGAGGAAUUUGCUACCCUUCCAGGUGAUGCCUCCAAGGAAUAUACUACAUACGGCCCAGAGAAGACUGAGGCUACCUUGAACCCAGCAAAGGCCCCAGCUGCCGAGGAAGAGGAUGAUGAUGAGGUUGAUCUUUUCGGAAGCGAUGACGAAGAAGAAGAUGCGGAGGCUGUCAGAAUCAGAGAAGAGCGUUUGGCCGAGUACAAGAAGAAGAAGGAGGGCAAGAGCAAGCCUGCUGCCAAGUCUGUUGUCACUAUGGAUGUCAAGCCAUGGGGUGAGUCUGGGAUUCGACUUAAAUGGUGAAAAUAAUACUAACCGAUUUACAGAUGAUGAGACCGACAUGGUGGCAUUGGAGGCUGCCGUUCGUAGUGUUGAGAAGGACGGCCUCGUCUGGGGUGCUUCCAAACUCGUGGCUGUUGGUUUCGGUAUCAAGAAAUUGCAGAUUAACUUGGUCAUUGAGGAUGACAAGGUUGGUCUUGAUGACUUGCAAGAGGAGCUUGCUGAGUUCGAUGAUUACAUUCAAUCUUCCGAUAUUGUAAGCUGCCCUCCCUUGACUAUAUUGAUAAUGGCUAAUAAAUAUAGGCUGCCAUGCAAAAGCUGUAAAGCGUCAUUGUGACUUAAGUUUUACUUUCGAUUCGUGCUCCGUCCCUGUUCCUGAAAUGAUUUCACGCUGUCUAUGGGGGUUUUGACUACGACCAGUCAAUAGAUUAUUAUGAGAAAAAAUAAGUUUUACGAAAUGAUGAUAAUCAUGGACUGGGAUAGAAUUGAAUUACAAAAAUCAUAACAAAUACAUAAAUUUCAUAUGCAGAUUAU
This is a messenger RNA of Sclerotinia trifoliorum, 1494 nucleotides long. The record is from the annotation of a GenBank genome assembly. NCBI's taxonomy places the organism in Eukaryota, Fungi, Ascomycota, Leotiomycetes, Helotiales, Sclerotiniaceae.